This is a messenger RNA of Capsella rubella, 1412 nucleotides long. Its product is annotated as haloalkane dehalogenase 2. The record is from RefSeq and is a predicted model, not a curated record. The transcript is spliced from 12 exons. Lineage: Eukaryota; Viridiplantae; Streptophyta; Magnoliopsida; Brassicales; Brassicaceae. Gene Ontology annotation, molecular function: epoxide hydrolase activity. Bases 46 to 1233 code for a protein of 395 amino acids.
CUCUCUUAUUCUCAUAUCCGUAAGAUAAAAAAAAAAAAAAAAACAAUGGCUGUUCAUAUUCAAAACCCUAACUUUUUCUACACUCAUCAUCUCCGAUCACGUCUAACCUCAUCCUCUGCAUCACCUUCCUCUUAUCUCUUUUCAAGACACUCUGCUUCAAAAUACCAUCACAACAGCUUCAUUUGCAAAUCCAAUGACAAAGAUGACUAUCUCAUUGAUGCUCCUGUUUCUGUUGGAGAUGGUUUCUCUUUCAGUGGAGGGAAGUAUUCAGAUCAACCAAGUCCAUCAGAUGAAUGGCUUAAGCAAGGGAAAUGGGUUAAAGCUCAUAGAGUUGGUGGAUCUGGUGUAGAAGCAAAAGAUCCGAUUUUUGGAUUAACAAUGGGAGCUAGCUCUCAAGCUUCAAAAGAUCUUUUCAGAUGGUUUUGUGUAGAAUCAGGAAGUGUUGAUAGUCCUCCUGUUAUACUAAUCCAUGGAUUCCCAUCUCAGGCUUAUUCGUACCGGAAAACUCUUCCCGUGCUUUCGAAGAAUUACCGCGCCAUUGCUUUCGAUUGGCUAGGAUUUGGAUUUUCUGAUAAGCCUCAGUCUGGAUAUGGAUUUAACUAUACAAUGGACGAGUUUGUUUCGUCGCUUGAGUCAUUCAUUGAUGAGGUAACUACAAGUAAGGUGUCACUUGUGGUGCAGGGAUACUUCUCAACUGCUGUUGUAAAAUAUGCUAGAAACAGACCAGACAAGAUCAAGAAUCUCAUACUCUUGAAUCCUCCUCUCACACCUGAACAUGCUAAACUUCCAUCAACCUUGUCUGUAUUCAGCAACUUUUUGCUCGGGGAGAUCUUCUCUCAGGAUCCUCUAAGAGCAAGUGACAAGCCUUUGACGAGUUGUGGUCCUUACAAAAUGAAAGAAGACGAUGCAAUGGUUUACCGAAGACCUUAUCUUACCUCAGGUUCUUCUGGUUUCGCUCUUAACGCCAUCAGUAGGUCCAUGAAGAAGGAACUUAAGAAAUAUGCAGAAGAGAUGAGGACAUCACUGAUGGACAAAAGCUGGAAAAUCCCGAUCACCGUGUGCUGGGGAAAACGAGACAGGUGGCUAAGCUAUGAGGGAGUUGAAGAGUUCUGCAAGAGUUCAGGACACAACCUCGUCGAACUGCCAAAUGCUGGCCAUCACGUACAAGAAGAUUGUGGAGAGGAACUUGGAGGAAUAAUCUCAAGAAUCAUAAGUAAAUCUGCUCUAUUCUAACUAGAGAGUACUCAGCACGAAGACUGAGAAAAUGAAAAGAGUCAUGAACAAACCCUUUGUAAAGACUCAUCUUUAUUCAAAACCUUCUGUAGUUCCAUUGGUACAUAUAAGUCACCAGUAAGAUUUUUGUGCUAAACUUUGAGGCUCUAUAAAGUUGGAUAUAGAAGAAUCGUCAAGAA